Pichia kudriavzevii is the source of this 888-nucleotide messenger RNA. RefSeq lists its product as uncharacterized. Gene Ontology annotation, biological process: phosphatidic acid biosynthetic process. Lineage: Eukaryota; Fungi; Ascomycota; Pichiomycetes; Pichiales; Pichiaceae. Gene Ontology annotation, cellular component: membrane; endoplasmic reticulum. Bases 1 to 888 code for a protein of 295 amino acids. The transcript has a single exon. The record is from RefSeq and is a predicted model, not a curated record. Gene Ontology annotation, molecular function: 1-acylglycerol-3-phosphate O-acyltransferase activity.
AUGUCUGUUGUUGGUAAAUUACUCAAGAAGCUUAAAUUCUACACCAAGGGGCUGGUUGCUCUUAAUAUCUUGCUCAUCAGUGCCACUUACGGUGUUGUAUGUUCGGUGUUUCUGUCUCUUAUUGGUAAGAAAGAGUUGGCACAAUGGAGUACAGCCAGGUUUUACUAUCAUUUUUUCAGUUUUGUCAUGAGGACAAAGAUCAACAUCGAUAGACCGGAACUGUUGUCGCAGUUGCCUGCAAUUCUCAUUUCCAACCAUCAGUCGGAAUUAGACAUUUAUAUGCUAGGUAGAAUUUUCCCCCAGAGAUGUGUCGUUACUGCCAAGAAACAGUUGAAAUACAUACCAUUUCUCGGUUGGUUUAUGGCUGCCUCAGGCACUUUUUUCCUUGACAGAUCCAACAAGGAGUCUGCCAUUAGAACUUUGAACAAGGCGUUGGAUGACUUGAAGAGUAACAAGGGCGGCUUGUUCAUGUUCCCCGAAGGUACAAGAUCAUAUUCCCCAACACCUACAUUGUUGCCCUUCAAGAAGGGCGCCUUCCAUUUGGCCGUACAAGCCCAAAUCCCAAUCAUCCCAUUGGUGGUGUCCAACACCUCUAACAUAUAUUCGAUGAAGUCGGAUAACUUCAACAGGGGCGAAAUCAAUAUCAGGGUGUUGGAUCCCGUUCCUACAGUGGGCCUCACCAAGGACGACGUUGCCAAACUUACUGAGGACGUUUAUAAUAAAAUGAACAAGGCGGUCCAUGAAUUGGGAAUGAGCCACGUCUAUGGUGAAGAAGCCCCUUGUAUUGAAGAGAAUCCAGAAAUACACGAGGAGAACUCUGUUCCUGAGACUGCUGCAACUGAUGCUACCGUAGUAUCAGAAACCACAAACCUCUUACAGAAAAACUAG